CCAUAUAUUGUUUAUAUUAAUCUUUUAUUGCUUAGCCAGCUUAGGAUAUCAGUAGGGGGUAUUCCCAGGAGAUUUCUUUGUAUUUCUUGUGUUUUCCUGGUGAGUCAGCUUUGGCUUUCUUGGAAUAUUAUAAUCAAAUUCAGAUAAGCUAUUUUGUGAUUUGACAAAAAAAUGGUGGAGGAGAAGGGUACAAUUGCCAAAGAUGUUACUGAAUUGAUAGGUAAAACACCGUUGGUGUAUCUCAACCGUAUUGUGGAUGGUUGUGUUGCUCGAAUUGCUGCCAAACUGGAGAUGAUGGAACCCUGCUCUAGCGUUAAAGAUAGGAUCGGAUAUAGUAUGAUUGCAGAUGCAGAGGAGAAUGGUCUCAUUACACCUGGAGAGAGUGUUCUGAUUGAGCCUACCAGUGGUAAUACUGGCAUAGGGUUGGCGUUCAUGGCUGCUGCCAAGGGUUACAAACUUAUAAUUACAAUGCCAUCUUCAAUGAGUCUGGAGAGAAGAAUGGUUCUCCGAGGUUUUGGAGCUGAGCUUGUUCUCACUGAUCCAGCCAGGGGUAUGAAAGGGGCUGUUGAGAAGGCAGAAGAGAUACGGGACAAGACACCCAAUUCCUUUAUUCUUCAGCAAUUUGAAAACCCUGCCAACCCGAAGAUCCACUAUGAGACUACUGGGCCAGAGAUCUGGAAAGGGACAGGUGGGAAAGUUGAUGCCCUUGUUUCUGGUAUCGGGACUGGCGGUACAGUCACAGGUGCUGGAAGGUAUCUUAAAGAGCAGAAUCCUGAUGUAAAGCUCUAUGGUGUAGAACCAGUUGAAAGUGCUAUAUUGUCUGGAGGAAAGCCAGGUUCUCAUAAGAUUCAAGGAAUCGGUGCUGGCUUUAUCCCUGGAGUUUUGGAUGUGAACAUACUUGAUGAAGUUGUUCAAAUAUCGAGUGACGAAGCAGUUGAAACUGCAAAGCAACUAGCACUGAAUGAAGGACUGUUGGUUGGGAUAUCAUCUGGUGCCGCCGCUGCUGCUGCAAUUAAAAUAGCAGAGAGGCCAGAAAACGCUGGGAAACUCAUUGUGGUUGUUUUCCCGAGCUUUGGAGAGCGUUACCUCUCAUCUGUGCUGUUUGAUUCGAUCAAAAAGGAGGCAGAAAGAAUGAUAUUUGAGCCAUGAAGCAUUUCCCACCUCCAGAAGGUGCAGAAUCUGUAGUUUGAUGCUGAUGGGGGGUUCCAAAGAAUGAAGCAGAGGAGGCAUUCCAAGUUAUAGUUUUAUUUGGUUGGGAUGUUUUGGCUACGCCAUGUUGCAUGAAUAAAUAGUAAGAAAGAACCCUUGAGGCUUCACAGCUUGUGUAAAAAUCUUUCAUAACCGUGGAAUCCUAUGUUGCUGUCAAAUUUGAAUGAAGAAUGGCAUGUGAUAUUCUAGAAAAAUGGUUCACUGCUCUCUUUCAACA
Mangifera indica (mango) is the source of this 1426-nucleotide messenger RNA. Its product is annotated as cysteine synthase-like. The record is from RefSeq and is a predicted model, not a curated record. Bases 172 to 1149 code for a protein of 325 amino acids. Gene Ontology annotation, cellular component: cytoplasm. Gene Ontology annotation, molecular function: cysteine synthase activity. The transcript is spliced from 11 exons. NCBI's taxonomy places the organism in Eukaryota, Viridiplantae, Streptophyta, Magnoliopsida, Sapindales, Anacardiaceae.